Molecule: messenger RNA, 790 nt
Organism: Colius striatus (speckled mousebird)
Lineage: Eukaryota; Metazoa; Chordata; Aves; Coliiformes; Coliidae
Gene: CENPV
Product: centromere protein V
Exons: 5
Coding region: 1-654 (217 amino acids)
Molecular function (GO): carbon-sulfur lyase activity
Source: RefSeq, a predicted model, not a curated record
AUGGGGCGAGCCACGGCGGGCAGCGCGCGGCGGACCCGGCGGGGCAGCGCGGCCGCCAGCUCCCCCGCGGCCAGGAGCCGCCGGGGCCGAGGGAAGGCGGCGGGCGGGACCCCGGGCGGGCCGGGGGCGCGGGCACAGCCCCCCGGUCCCUUCGAUCUGGGCGCGCAGAGCGAGCGCUGGGCCGCCUUCCAGGAGCGGCACCGGCUGAGCUGCGAGGAGGCGGCGCGGCUGCUGCUGGACGCCUAUGAAUACAGAGGCUUGGUCAAACACACAGGAGGCUGUCACUGUGGAGCUGUCCGCUUCGAAGUCUGGGCUUCAGCAGAUCUGCAUGUUUUUAACUGCAAUUGCAGCAUUUGCACCAAGAAACAGAACAGACACUUCAUUGUCCCAGCAUCGCAUUUCAAGCUGCUGAAGGGUGAUGACAAUUUGACAACAUACACCUUCAACACACAUCGUGCCCAGCACACAUUCUGCAAGACCUGUGGUGUACAGAGCUUUUAUACUCCUCGUUCCAAUCCAGAUGAAUAUGGAAUAGCUCCUCACUGUCUGGAUGAUGGCACCGUGCAGACCACUGUCACAGAGAAUAUCAAUGGCAAGGAAUGGGAGAAGGCAACAAAGGAACAUAAGACCAUCAGAGACACGUCAAAACCCUGACACAUCCUUCCAGCAGCGGAACUUGGAGCACUGUUGUGGAACUGUAGUCUGGGCCUUCCUGGGUGAGGGUUGGUAAAAUAAGUCUCUACAUUGUGGUUUUCUGUUCUCUGUUUCUUAAAUAAAUCUUUCUAAGCCA